Messenger RNA from Ceraceosorus guamensis, 1050 nucleotides. RefSeq names its product ribosomal protein L22e. The transcript is spliced from 4 exons. Gene Ontology annotation, molecular function: structural constituent of ribosome; RNA binding. NCBI's taxonomy places the organism in Eukaryota, Fungi, Basidiomycota, Exobasidiomycetes, Ceraceosorales, Ceraceosoraceae. Gene Ontology annotation, cellular component: ribosome. Gene Ontology annotation, biological process: cytoplasmic translation. The record is from RefSeq and is a predicted model, not a curated record. Bases 326 to 691 code for a protein of 121 amino acids.
GGCUGAUGAGCAAACGACAUCAGGUUUCAAGCGUGCCGAAUCUGGACGCUAUGGCAAAGCCACGUGGUUGGCACUCCCGCGGCUCGAGAGCCUGCGGAUUUCUCUUGCUUCUUGGCCGUGCAUACAUGCUGCAGAGCUAGAAACCAGUCACGACUUCGGUCAAACGGGCCUUGCCUUCACAUUCAACACCACAAAACAAUCACCUAGCAUCAAGUUCUGCUCUGCUUUGCACAACGGGACCAGAGGUUUCAACCGUGUAGGCUCUUCUCCACACCGAAUCCAUCAUUCUAACGUCACCGACUGAACUUUGCAAAAAAAAAAAAAAAUGCCUGCUGCACCCAAGGUCGCUAAGAAGAGCGUGGGCGAGAAGUACUUUGUUGACUUCUCCGGCCCCGCUGCUGACGGCAUUCUGGACGCUGCUACUUUCGAGAAGUACCUUCACGAUCGCAUCAAGGUGGAGGGCAAGGCCGGACAGCUUGGAGAUGUGGUCAAGGUGGCUCGUGAGGGCGAAGGCAAGAUUUGGGUCACCACCACUAUUCCCUUCUCCAAGCGUUACCUCAAGUACCUCACCAAGAGAUACCUGAAGCGCAACCAGCUCCGUGACUGGCUCCGCGUUGUUGCUACCUCCAAGCAGGGCUUUGAGAUCAAGUUCUUCAACGUGGCCGGUGUCGACGCCGACGAGGAGGAGUAAAAUGGUGAUCAAUCUGCCCUAGCAAUGUGAUGUCUUCAUCGUCUUGCAGCACCACGCUGUGAAGCUCGUCUUUCUGCUCAUACUCGUGCUCACUCGGCUGGCUCUGUUCGAUCCAAAGCCGCAAAUGAUUAGAUACCUGCGGCAGCCCAUUCUUUCGCACGUCAUGGCAUUUUGAAUGUGCUGACCAAGCUUUGGUGGAAGACGUGAGAGAGAUUGAGACGGAUGGCGUACUGCAGUUCGUCCACUCAUCAGACUCAAGCUCGCAAAAUCACAUUCAGAUGGACGUUCGAGACACGUGGUGAAAUGAUUUCAUCGCAUUGCGAUGCAUUGAUCACGUCGCUUUGGCUUUGGCUUUGACC